AAAACAAAAAUACAACAAUACCUACAACUUCUCAAUCUUUUCUUCGAAGCCGCGUUUUCAUUGGACCCAUCUAUAUAUACACUAAACCCACCAAAUCACUCACCAUCAUCAUUCAAACACUCUCACUAUCCAAAUAUCUCUAACCCAACAGAAACAAAAAUACAACAGAUUUUUCAUAUUUUCACUACUGAAGAAUAUAAUGGCAAGAAAAAACCAGAGUGGUGUAGGACGCAGAGCAUGGAACCUGCUUCGUUUAACAUUGUUAUGGGCAAGAAAAGGUGGCAUUUUCAAGAGACGUUUGAUGGCUGAAUUGCCUAAGUUUCUCAAAAGCUUAGGCCACACUACUUCUAUGACUACACCUCGCAGCCUUUAUCAUCGGCAGCUCUCCUUCGACAAGACUCCGAUAAUUCACCGGCCUUCCUCCGGCUCCAUGAGAUUCAAAAUUCCGUGCAUUACACGUCAAGUUGACUUUGAUUAUGAUUUUGAUGAAGUCAGUCGUGAAGAUGAUGAUGGGUUUAUGCAUUUUGAUAAUGAGGAGAUGGGAGAAGGUGGUGAUGGGUGCGAUGAUCAGGAGAGAAUUUCUGAGGAUGAGAAAGGAAUUGAUUUGAGAGCUGAUGAGUUUAUUGCUAAUUUCUAUCGGCAAAUGAAGCUUCAAAGACAAAUUUCUUAUUUGCAAUAUUACAAUGACACGCCUAAGAGAAGCAUUAGUUGAUCAUUUAAAUUUAUCAUGUCUUUUGAGAAUUUGCGUUCUUCUUUUCUCUGAGUUUCUUUCUUGUUACGGGAAUUUUGUAAAAUAUGCAUUUGCGGCAUUUUGUAAAUUAAUACCAGCAUGAGUUUAAUAAAAUCUUAUAUUUUUUGU
Messenger RNA from Mercurialis annua (annual mercury), 859 nucleotides. RefSeq lists its product as uncharacterized. The record is from RefSeq and is a predicted model, not a curated record. Bases 200 to 712 code for a protein of 170 amino acids. NCBI's taxonomy places the organism in Eukaryota, Viridiplantae, Streptophyta, Magnoliopsida, Malpighiales, Euphorbiaceae. The transcript has a single exon.